Theileria equi strain WA is the source of this 1605-nucleotide messenger RNA. RefSeq lists its product as hypothetical. The record is from RefSeq and is a predicted model, not a curated record. The coding region runs from base 1 to 1605 and encodes 534 amino acids. NCBI's taxonomy places the organism in Eukaryota, Apicomplexa, Aconoidasida, Piroplasmida, Theileriidae. The transcript is spliced from 2 exons. Gene Ontology annotation, biological process: maintenance of protein localization in endoplasmic reticulum. Gene Ontology annotation, cellular component: endoplasmic reticulum membrane.
AUGAAAAAGUUUUUAGUUAGCCUUUGGCGUUUUACGUCAGUUGAGCUGCGUGGAUUCUCGCAUACUAUAAAAAUAGACGAUAAUGAUCAAUGCGUUUCCGAUGUUGGCACAUCUUAUUCAAAUACGAAUUCUGCAAGAUCAUAUGUUGGAGAUGUAGACAAAGAUGCUGUUAUUAAAAGUCCACACACCAAUCCUUCCAUAGAGUUUGAUUUUAGUGUUGACCGUUUGGUUUCAGAACUCAUUCCAGAGAGGAAAUACACAGUUAAAGAUGAUCAUAUUAAUGGAGCUAUACCACAGAAUUUACUGAUACACAUGGGAAAAUUGCCGUGUUAUUUUGAAAAAUUAAUUUUUUAUUCUGUUUUGACGUGCUUGGACUCGUUGUUAUUCGAAAUAACUUUCCUACCAAUUCAGGUUUGCACUUUUUCAUUUGAAUAUUUUGUAUCACAGGCCAUCAACACAUUAUCACAUUUAACAAUUACGGCUGCCGGUUUUGCAUAUAAAGAGCUUUGCUCUUUUUUUAAUGAUUGUUUCUUCCUUACAAGUGAGCGUUUGAAUAAUGCGGAUGGUAAAUCUACUUCUGGAAAUGGAAAUGUAUAUGAUAAAUCUGCUGAUGAAAAGAUCUCUAAAACUAACAGAAGAAACUGCAAUAAACCCUCUAACGAUAGAAUUGAUCAUUUGUCUGGAAUAAAUCUUUCUCUGUAUCAUAUUUCAAAUGAAAAGAAAAAGGACAAAUUACCACUAACCACUAGUGAGUUUUGUGGUUUUGUGCGUUUUUUUGUAUUGGUCGCCAGUAUAUUAAUUUUUUCAAAUUUGGACACUUCAAAACUCUAUCACAAUAUUAGAGGGCAGCCGUUUAUUAAACUUUAUGUGAUUUUUAACAUGUUGGAAAUAUGCGAGCGUUUAUGCAGGUCAUUUGGUUUAGAUGCAAUGGAUAGCCUGAUGCGUACCACGAUUAGGAUUUUUAACAUUUUAAACUCUCCUUCAUCGGAAAGUUCUUUAUUUAUGAAAGGGGUUUCAAAGUGUGAAUCUGAUAUACUAUCCACCUUGGAUUAUGAUAUAUCUGACAAAUAUAAAAUCAUAAAUGUAGCGGAACUUGACAAUAAAUCAAAGUUGUCAGGUUCGUAUAAAUAUACGACAAAGGAAAAUGGGAAUUUAUUGUCUAAUGGAGAUAGUGAUAUGAAUACAGCCGGAUAUAUGCAGGGUUUAAAAGAUAAACUUAGACUAGAGGUUCCAAAAGGUGAUGGUCUUGGACUUUCAGUUUCUAAUACUUGCACAUUCAAUACGUUUAAAAAUUGGGAUUCAGGAUCGAAUAUCUAUUACAAAUUUGUUUUUUUGUAUUCUUUAGUUGUUCUCACUGUCUCUUUCCAUUCAUUUUUACACUUGGUUCGUGUCUUGAGUAUAAAUAUCGCAAUUAAUUCCUCAGAAUCUGCAAUGUUAUUAUUGCUUAUUACCAACAACUUUGCCGAAAUUAAAUCUACUGUAUUUAAAAAGUAUAACUAUGUAUCAUUGUUUAUUAUAUUCGCAUCAGACGCAGUUGAGAGAUCUUAUUUGUUUUGUGACGGUUUAAAUGUUUUCCUCAAAAUGCUUGCAUCCAAAAGGUAUUAA